AUGUUUAUUUGGAUGUUUUUUGUGUCCGUCAGAGCGCUAGAUCCAGAAAUAAUAGACCUUUUGACACCAGUGAAGAGUUUGGGAGAAGCUUGUGGUUAUGAUGCUUGUCCAAACCUCCAACAGGACGUUUUGAACGUGCAUUUGGUACCAUAUUCUCACACAGAACUAGGCAUGUAUAAGCAUUUUGACCUGUUUUGGAGUGGAGCGACUUAUUAUGAGGACAUGAACACAACGACUCAAAGUUCAAUGUUCAGCAUGAAAAUGACAUUUGAUGCAACGAUAACCGAAUUGUGGGAAAACCGAGAGAGGAAAUUUACUUUGUCGGAUUCAGAAUUACCUUAUUUCUUCCAUUGGUGGGCUAGGCGCGAUAGUACAGUGCGUCGCAUGGUGUACGAACUGCUUCGUCAAGGGCGCUUAUUUAUUGUCGGUGGAGGUUGGAGUAUGCAAGACGAAGGAACCACUAGCUACCACGCGAUCAUAGACAGUUACACCUAUUCUUUAAGAAAGUUGAAUAGGACAUUUUUGUCCUGCGCCCGGCCCCUAGUGGCGUGGCAGGCAGAUAACACCGGUCAUUCGCGGGAAUACGCCUCUUUGCUCGCUCAAAUGGGCUUCGAUGGACUCUUCAUUAGCCCCAUUAGCUUUGAUGAUGAGCUGAUAAGGAUGGAGAGGCGGGGACUAGAGUUCUUGUGGAGGGGGAGUGAUGAUCUCGGAAUGUCAACAGACAUUUUUACCCACAAACUGUACGACGGCUAUAGGUCCCCUCCUGGAUUCUGUUUCACACCGGGAAGCUUGGAUCCGUUUCUCGUCACCACUGCGAAGUCAGUUAUUCAAAUUGAAGAAAGAGCGGACCUCUUCAUAGAUUUAAUGAGAGAUCGCCAAAGCCCUUAUUACACGACGAAUCACAUAUUGGUCAUAAUGGGCGGCUAUUUUGGUUACUUUGCAGCUAGACAAUGGUUUAAAAACAUCGAUGCUUUAACCAAUGCUGUGAACAAGAAAACAUACAAGAUGGAAAAGAAAAUUCAUUUGCACUACUCAACUCCGCAUUGCUAUUUGAAAUCCGUUUACGAGGCACACCCAAUAUUAGAGACAAAACAAGAUGAUUUUAUCCCACUAGGAUACGACAAAAACAACUAUUUGAGCGGUUGUUUUACAAGCAGACCGGAUCUUAAAUAUUUUAUUCGCGUAGGACACGUUUACUUACAAACAGCCAAGCAGUUGCAAGUUCUUGCCAAGCUGGGCCAUGAUAAAAUACUAGAUGACUUCAUGUGGAUUAUGGGUGUGAUGCAAGACCACAAUAUCAUCACCGGGUCAUUAGCCCACCACUCCAAAUUGUAUUACAUGAAGCGUUUGGACUAUGCUAUUCAACGAUCUAUGACAAUACUCCAAGAUGGAUUUAACGAGUUGACUGAAAGUUCAUUUCGCAUUGAGUACAAAAGAUGUGAAUUUAAUUCGUCCGUUUGUCCAUUUACCGCAUCUCCUACGUUUCAUAUCCUACUAUAUAAUCCACUAUCUUGGCCUGUGACUAUGCCUGUCAGAAUUCCAGUACGAAAAUCCAAAUAUAUCGUCUAUGAUACUAAAGGAAACAAAAUUAAAGCUUCGCUCCUUCCUGUUUCGAUACACGUACUUAAUAUAGUCACUAGAGAAACGAAAACUGACCACGAAGUAGUCUUCUUAGCAAAUGACAUCCCAGGCAUGGGCUUCAAGUCAUACUACUUCGAAAGGGUAGAAAAACACAAGAGAUCUAUCAUAAAGAAGCUAAAUCCACACCCCCAAAAGAAAUAUUAUAUACGACAAGCAUCGGACGUCUACAAUAAGACCUACUUCGAAGAAGAGGCAAUAUACGAUGAUGAGGACGAGAAAAGUGAACGAAGAUAUGAUGAUGAAUUUAAAGAUGACAAACCGAAUAUCAGUUUUGCGUCUGUUGAAGAUUUUUCACCGGAUAAUAGGAAUGUCGUAACUCCCAAAUCGAACAGAGCUAACGAUACUACUGAAGUUAUCCCAAUUUUGUUGAAGGAAGGAACGGAUACAUAUAUAGCAGAGACAUCAACAAUAGUGACUGAAGGUCAAAAUACCACAGAAUUGAAAAGUUUAGAAAGAACAGCAGAAAUUUUACAGACAACACAAAAACAAACGACAAAUACAAAUGUUGUGACAGAAGAGCUUAACGUAGUCACAGAGAGAGUAGAAAUAGCUACAAGGACACCGAAAAAGGGAAGUGAGAGGGAGAACUUAGAUUCAUUCUAUGCUGUUGAAUCUAAGGAUAAUUUUAUAGAAAAUAAAUAUAUAAAAAUAGAGCUAGACAGCUACCGCAAGAUAUCAAAACUGACUCUAUCCAACCAUCUCAAUACAUCUUUGGAUAUACAAUUUUAUUAUUAUGUAUCCGACGAAGCAACUAAAGUAAGAGAGGAAGUUACGGACGUGAUAGACCCAGGACCACACCUCUUCCGACCGAUGGACCCAAAACCUGUACCAAUAAUGGACUAUUUAGAUACGAAAAUAUAUAAAACUGAUGUUGUACAGGAGGUACAUAGUAUAUAUUCGGCGUACGCGUCGUUUGUGGCGAGACUGUAUAAGGAUUCUCCGUGUUUGGAGUUGGAGUGGACUGUAGGAGAAGUACCAGUAGAUGACCAGCUAGGAAAAGAAGUGUUUAUAAGGUACACCACGGAAUUGAACAAUUCCGGUGUCUUUUACACGGACUCGAACGGGCGACAGACGGUGAAAAGGAUAAGGAAUCAAAGAGCCACUUAUGAGCCAUACGACUUCAAUAAUAUUGCUGGUAACUUCUACCCUGUGACGUCAAAAAUCUAUAUAGAAGAUACUGCAAUGGACGCCCGAUUCUCAAUACUAAAUGAUAGAGCACAAGGAGGCACAUCAUUAAUAGACGGGGCCAUAGAUAUGAUGGUCGUGCGCCGAAUUUUAACAGACGAGACAGGAAUUGGCCUAACUGUCAACGACACAAUUGACGGCAAAGGCGUUAUUGUCUCCGGGAAGCACUAUUUAUACUUAUCGAAAUCGAACUAUCGACCCAACAGAGCGUUCGAAAAGAAAUUGGCAAAAGAGAUAGAAUUAAAACCUCUUUCGAUCAUCUCGGACACACGUUUGACAAUUGACAAUUGGCUCGAUUUAAAAAUGGAAUUCGCGGGUAUCAACCGACUGCCAUUCGGCGUCCAUGUUUUGACACUUCAAAAUUGGAACGACGGAACGCUUCUGGUGCGUUUAGAGAACUUUCUAGAGAAAUCCGAUGUAGUUAAAACUGGCGUUAAAUAUGUGUUUUUGAAGCGUUUGUUUUAUAACAUUGAAGUAGAGAGAGUAAGAGAGACGACUCUAGCUGCUAAUGUGUGGCUGUCCGAUUGGACUCCGCUGCGUUGGGAGAAAAAUGGCAGUUUUCUGACUAACUUUAAUAAAUAUUACGGAACGGAUCUUUACGAGUAUGAUGACAAAGAAGAACCGUUAAAGGACGACGAUAAGCCUGGAAUAAAGCUGGUCCCACAGCAGAUACGGACAUUCGUUGUGUGGUUUAAGAGUAGCUAG
Leptosia nina is the source of this 3531-nucleotide messenger RNA. The record is from the annotation of a GenBank genome assembly. Lineage: Eukaryota; Metazoa; Arthropoda; Insecta; Lepidoptera; Pieridae.